This is a messenger RNA of Nanorana parkeri, 2002 nucleotides long. It is a transcript of the gene CNNM1, whose product is annotated as cyclin and CBS domain divalent metal cation transport mediator 1. Gene Ontology annotation, cellular component: plasma membrane. The record is from RefSeq and is a predicted model, not a curated record. The coding region runs from base 30 to 1763 and encodes 577 amino acids. Gene Ontology annotation, molecular function: transmembrane transporter activity. The transcript has 11 exons. NCBI's taxonomy places the organism in Eukaryota, Metazoa, Chordata, Amphibia, Anura, Dicroglossidae. Gene Ontology annotation, biological process: magnesium ion homeostasis; transport.
CCCGCUCCGUCUGCCUCACCCGCGUGCUGAUGGCCCUCACCUUCCCGCUGUCCUUCCCGCUCAGCCGCCUUCUGGACUGGGCGCUGUGCCAGGAGAUCAGCACCUUCUACACCCGGGAGAAGCUGCUGGAGAUGCUGCGGGCGGCCGAUCCCUACAACGACCUGGUGAAGGAGGAGCUGAACAUCAUCCAGGGGGCCCUGGAGCUCCGCACCAAGGCCGUGGAGGACGUGAUGACCCCGCUGGGGGAUUGCUUCAUGCUCCGCUCCGACGCCGUGCUCGACUUUGCCACCGUCUCCGAGAUCCUGCGCAGCGGAUACACCCGGAUCCCCGUCUUCGAGGGCGAUCUCCGCGCCAACAUCGUGGACAUCCUCUUCGUCAAGGACCUGGCCUUCGUGGACCCCGAUGACUGCACCCCCCUGCAGACCAUCACCCGCUUCUACCACCGCCCGCUGCACUGCGUCUUCAACGACACCCACCUGGACGCUGUGCUGGAGGAGUUCAAGAAGGGAAAAUCACAUUUGGCAAUAGUGCAACGGGUCAACAAUGAGGGGGAAGGAGACCCGUUUUAUGAAGUGAUGGGCAUUGUAACCCUGGAGGAUAUUAUUGAAGAGAUCAUCAAAUCUGAAAUCCUGGAUGAGACGGAUCUCUAUACUGAUAAUAGGAAAAAGGAGAGAAUUCCCCAUCGAGAGAGGAAACAACAUGACUUUUCCCUGUUUAAGCUUUCUGACAGUGAGAUGAAGGUGCAGAUUUCCCCUCAGCUUCUCCUGGCCACACAUCGCUUCAUGGCGACAGAGAUCGAGCCUUUCAAAGCUCCUUUCCUGUCUGAGAAAAUUCUUUUGCGGCUCCUGAAGCACCCACAUGUGAUUCAAGAGCUGAAGUUUGAUGACAAAAAUAAAAAGUCUCCAGAGCACUAUCUUUACCAACGCAAUAAGCCUGUGGACUAUUUUAUGUUAAUCCUUCAGGGUAAAGUAGAAGUAGAGGUCGGCAAGGAAGGGCUACGAUUCGAGAAUGGAGCCUUCACAUAUUAUGGGGUUCCUGCUAUUAUGACAACAGUUUCUUCCGAUAAUGAUGUUAGAAAAGUUGGAAGCUUGGCUGGUUCAUCCUUCCUUUUAAACAGAUCCCCUUCUCGCUGCAGUGGCUUGAACCGUUCUGAAUCCCCUAACAGAGAACGCAACGACUACGGGGGCAGCAAUAACCAGCUAAGCAUCAGCAACAACAACCUCUACAUACCGGAUUACUCCGUGCACAUCCUCUGCGACGUCCAGUAUGCUAAGAUUACAAGGCAGCAGUACCAGAAUGCAUUGACUGCCAGCCGGAUGGACAGUUCUCCUCAGUCUCCUGAUAUCGAAGUGUUCUGUGAUGGAGAAUCGACAAAAGUGACAAAGUACCAGAGAGUGUCCGAAUCUCCGAGGGAUGACGCUGUGACCACAUUACUCAGUGACAGAAACUGCAACUUAGCCAGCAGCAAAUCGGAUGGGUUAAAAAGUCCAAACGAUUCUGUGUUCUUACACAUGGAUGAUAUCCCUCGAAUAACGGAAGAACUUGCAGACACAGAUAAGUGUGAUACCAAUACAGAUACGUGUGGGGUCAGUGUGGACACAGAGCACCCCUGCAAUGAGACAAUCAUCAGCUCUACAACAAGCAUUACCGAGGAGACCCUGGGGAAGAAAUUACUUCGGACAUUGAGUGGUAAAACCAGGAAAAAAUCGAAGGAGGCAGAGAAAAGUCCAGAAGAAAGUUCUGUUCUGCACCUGAUUACAUGAAGGAUCUGCAUUAAGCCUGACAGAUGGAACUGUGGGGUUAUGACAGGAAGUCCUCCACAUUCCUGAUCGUAACUAGAAGAGCCAUUUGUACUCCGUGCCUAUGCACUUCUGUUGCUGAACACUCCUGUACUGUUUGUAAAUCUACAGAUACUUGAAACCUUUUUACAGAGCUACAAAAUGCAAUGUAAGCACAGAUGUCUGCCACUGUUCUACCUGCUGUGCAUGCAAAGAUCAUUCAG